AAAUCACAUCCGUCAUCCGCCAUUUGCGAAAGUAGCCGAUUGCUGCUCCGCAGCGCGAGUGUCGUACGUUUGAGUAUGUCGAGAGUGUAAUUUGUUAUUUUCAAUUAAACUGUGACUUCUGUGCUGGAUUUGAGCAGUUAAAAUGAUUGUGAGAUUUUUGAGCGUGCUGUGCCUGGGAGUUAUGGUGGCUUCGGCGCACAAUGCCGAAGGAAACAACGACAAUGAAGACGUACCAUACUUGGAGCUGGCGGAGCCGGACGAGGGCUACCACGGCCUGAUCCGGGAGAACGAGACCCUGGUGGAGGUGACCCCGGCGAUCCGCGCCCGGGGACCGCUGUGCUCGUUCCUCAUACUGAACAACAAGCACCAUGGGGAGGCGCCGUUUGAGAUAAUGGUGAUCGACGAGAACGAGGCGCGGCUGCGCGUGCGCUUCCCCCUCAACUGCGAGAAGCGGCGCAACUACAAGUUCGACAUCGCCGCCGUGGGCUGUGACGGCUCCUACUCCAACACGGUCCCAGUCCACAUAACGGUGACAGACGUGAACGAAUUCGCGCCGGUCUUCCCCCAAUCUGCGUACGUCAAGUCCGUGGACGAGGGACGCAUCUACGACGAGAUAGUCCGCGUCGAAGCGACUGAUCGCGACUGUACGCCGCGGUACGGCGACGUUUGCAAGUACGAGAUACUGACGGAUCGGAGCCAGCCGUUCGCUAUCGAUACUUACGGUGUGAUCCGCAACACGGAGCCGCUGGACUACGAGAAAUCACACAACCACAUCCUGUCUGUCGUGGCCUACGACUGCGGCAUGAUGCAGUCAGCUCCGGUGAUGGUCACCAUCAAGGUCAACAAGCCCUGCCGCGCGGGCUGGAAGGGAGUAGCAGAACGCGUGGACUACGCCCCGGGCACGGGGCCCCUAGCCCUAUUUCCAGCUGCCCGCCUCGAGGCCUGCUCAUCCGACGAGCGCUGCCCCGGAGUCACCAGGAUACAGGCCGCUGUCACCCUGCAGGCCUCCAGGGCGGGCUCGGGUUGCGACCGGGACACUUAUGCUGUACACUCGCAGAGGACCAUUUGUGGUUUGGACCCCAAGACAGUGGAUCUCUUGCCGAGCCCGGGCGCUGGCAAUGAAUGGGCGAAGGCUCUCAAACCUGAUUCAGGUCGCGACGGUGAGCAGAUGUUCGAGUUCGACGGCUCAACGACAGCCGCAGCGGUGCCAUCUAGCGUGCUGCCAUCCUCCCUAGCCGGCAGUUUCUCCAUAUCCACGUGGAUGCGACACGCGCCACCACCCGACCAUGACAAGCACAGGAAGGAACACGUGCUGUGUCUCGCCGAUGACCACAAAAUGAACCGCCACCACUACGCCCUGUUCGUCCGCAACUGCCGCCUCAUCCUGCUGCUGAGGCGAGACUUUGGCGAUGGUGACCUCAACAUCUUCAGACCCGCAGAGUGGCGUUGGAAGAUCCCUGAGGUGUGCGACAACGAAUGGCAUCACUACGCCGUGAACGUUCGCUUCCCGAACGUGGAACUCUUUGUCGACGGUGAACCGUACCGCGCUGUUGACGGCAAAGGACCAGAGGUCAUCGAUGACUGGCCCCUGCAUCCCGCUCAUGGAGUCAACACCACCCUCGUAGUUGGAGCUUGUUGGCAAGGAACCGAAAGCGACAUGAAACACCACUUGCACGGCUGGUUGGCCGGCCUGGGCGUGCUGGUGCACGACGUGCAACCGUCUGCAGCGCUCAAGUGCGUCGCGCACUGCCGGGAGGGGCUCAGCCUAGCCCCUGAUCUAUACCUGAAGUCAGUGUCGGUGGAGGGUGACGGCGUGGCGGACGUGGAGACGUUACUACGUCGCGUGGCGUACGGCGACGCGCGCGCGUUCCCCACGCCCGGACGCCGGAACGUGCACGUCGCAACCACCAUCACAUGUGACAAUGGCCGCAUCAUCAAAGCGAAGCCCGCCGAGUCCUACAUCAUGGUUCUGCAGCCCCAGACUCCAAGCAUCCUGAUCAAUGGAACUGAUGACGCGGCGAGGGACUACGCGCAUUUCCGCCAGGGAUUAAGGGUUUUCCCUGAAUUGAGUGUUAGAGUAUUAGCUGCACAGCAUGGAGCCGUGAGAGACGCAGAGAGCCAGAAGCUAGACUCGUGCGUGGUGUCGGUGUACCCGGCUCUGAACCCGGACCACGAGGCGCUGUCGCUGCGCUCGGCCUCGGAGCUCCCGCUGCGGUACGACAUCCGCGCCGCCGUCACGCGAGACGGCGUCAUCCUGACCGGCUCCGACUCUGUUCACAACUACCAGCAGGUCCUCCGUGAGAUCGAGUACAGCAACAAGAAGCCUGCGUACUACCUGAACCGCGUGUUCAAACUCACGUGCUCCGAGCUCGACGGCCGGUUCACCAGCAACGAAUAUGUUCAAACGCUGACUGUGGUGCAUCCUCACAUGAGCGGCGAUGGACUAGCACGUGAACUGCACCCCAGCGGCGUCGCCGACAAAAUGGACGCCGUGGCCAGAGACAAACAGCCCGUGCACUUGCACGGGCACGCGCAGCAGCCGCGCGUGUACGCGGCGCACGCGCAGCGCGACGCGCACGUGGCCGAGCAGCCGGCCGCGCGCCUGCUCGACGCGCCCGCCAGCGCUACCAACCACGUGGCCCUGCUGAUCGGCGUGAUCGCGUGCGGCGUGCUGGUGCUGGCGGGCGGCGUGGCGCUGGCGCGCGCGCGCGCGCCGCGUGAGCCCCGCGCGAGGGCCGCGCGCGACGAGAUGGCCUGGGACGACUCCGCGCUCACCAUCACGCUCAACCCCAUGGAUGAGGCCGCAGCCGAGAUGGGCGCGGCCGGGGCGGCCGAGCUGAGCUCGGACGGGGAGUCGUGCGACGACUCCGACUCGGACCGACACGACUCGUCGGACGAGGACGAGGAGGUGAUGUCCGGCAAACAGCACAAAUACAGAAACAUCAGCCAGCUGGAGUGGGAUAACAGCACCAUGUAAUGCGCCCGCGCACCUUGCAUCUCUCUCGCACGCGAGCCACGCCUCUAUCGCUAUCUCGCUCCGCAAACUGUCCGCAUUAGUUUUUACGUGUAAUGGAAUGUGUUGAUGUGUGAAGGUCGUUAAAUGGUUUUGUGAUAAUCGUUACACUGGCGUGUGGAUUUUUGAUUUUUAUCUUUGAAGUUUAGAAAUAAUUAUUUUGAGUAGUUUUCGGGAUACUAGAAUAUCAAAUACGACGAUCAAAGUAAUUUACAGAAACGACUAGAAAAUGUUGAAAUAACAGCAGUAAAUAUCAACUGUAUU
This is a messenger RNA of Cydia amplana, 3277 nucleotides long. RefSeq names its product calsyntenin-1 (gene Cals). Gene Ontology annotation, biological process: positive regulation of synaptic transmission; positive regulation of synapse assembly; homophilic cell-cell adhesion. The record is from RefSeq and is a predicted model, not a curated record. Lineage: Eukaryota; Metazoa; Arthropoda; Insecta; Lepidoptera; Tortricidae. The coding region runs from base 143 to 2977 and encodes 944 amino acids. The transcript is spliced from 20 exons. Gene Ontology annotation, molecular function: X11-like protein binding; kinesin binding; calcium ion binding. Gene Ontology annotation, cellular component: cell surface; postsynaptic membrane.